Geodia barretti is the source of this 1061-nucleotide messenger RNA. The record is from the annotation of a GenBank genome assembly. Lineage: Eukaryota; Metazoa; Porifera; Demospongiae; Tetractinellida; Geodiidae.
CGCUUGUCGGUUUUUCGUGAGAAAGCAGAGUAUAUAGAGUUUGAGGGAAUUGUGAGGGAUCAAUAGGUUCUCCUUGGUAAACCAAGCUGAGUUGGCAUUCCCUGAACUGUGUAGGACAGUAGGAGCGACCAGUGUGUAGGUCACAUGCAAGCAGCCAUGUCUUCUGUGUUCCAAAUCUCGCGCGAGGAGCUCCCGAGCCCUUCCCCGCAGAAGAGGCCCACGGGCGACGGGGACUCGGGGUACCACGAGCCGAUAGACGACGCCGCUGCCUUCGAGCAGCUCCCGCCUUUAUCCCUCGCAUCCUCUUCGCCGCUUUCGGCUGCCGCAACCCCUGCACAACUUCUGCAGCAUCAACACCACGUGGCAGCAGGUAGCGGGAUCUAUCCGUACAGGACCCGCUCCAACGAAGUCGUCUCGUCGUCGAACGACUCUGCGUACGAUACGACAACGCCCGAGUAUUCCCCUCUCUCGCCGACUCCGCGUCUUCUAACGGACGGCGGGAACGAAAGCGUCAGCUCGAACGGCAGCUGCACUACGCAGCCCGACUCCGGUGCGGUAGUGCCGGCCGACGGGAGCCGCAGCGACAGUCCCUACGAACAUGUGGAGGAAGCUGUGGUGUCUUUCCUGUCUCCCUCGCCCGCUGGCUCUGAGGAAGACGUUUCUGGGAAAGAGUCUGACGAUGCAUUUGAAGAGGCUGGGAACAGUAGCCCCGAGGAAGACGACUGGCGAGCAGUGGAACCCAGACUUUUAUACCCUGCAGUUGCAAGCGCCUCAUCCACAGGCUGCACUCUGCCCCACAGAGGUGUGUUUCUGGUGCACUUCAGUGCCAGUUUAUUUUCGCUCUUGUUUUUCAUUCAAUUCUGUUAUCUUUCCGUUCAGAUCGAAAGCAAGCCAACUCACUAUGGACGAGAGUACCAUGGUAACCUGUCUCGGGAGGAUGCAGCGGAUUUGCUGGGCACGGCCGACGGUUGCUAUCUUGUGAGAAAAGGCUCGGAAGGAGACUGCAUUCUGUCAUUCAUGUAAGUCCGUUACAUCGCUCUCAUGUGGAUCACAUGUAGAUU